UUCCUAAUCUUGGAUAUCCCCUGUAAAGACUUUAGACGACGCGUCAUAUAACUCUAUUGAGCAGUGUUAUUCCACAUUUCUUAUUCCACUGGUGCCCGCUGCUUGUAUGGAGGCUGACUAUUGUGUGGUUGAGGAGAAGAGUGCCGCUUCAGAGCACAUAACACUCCCAUGUUGAGGCCGAGCAUUACCUCAUGAGAGAAGAGACAUAUUUCAGAGCACCACACGAGCCGCAGUCACUGCACCGGGCGCUAUUGUCUGAGAGAGCUCGCACCAUGUAAACCAAGCGCAGCCAGCAGCACGCCCCUGCAGAUGAAGCCCUUGUGUGCCCUGCUAUUAGGAGGUGUGCGGUACAAGGGCUGUGUCACAUCACGUCCUCCUGCCACUGAGGUUUAAAGUUUCAGCAGAUCUAAAAAGUCAAUGAGAGAGGCAGCAAAGUGUCAGUGUGUCCGGGCAACGUCCAUCUCAGCGCCCUCUCUGCCCAUUACACCCGCUGACACAGAGAGAGCCACCUGAUUCCGGGGCACUGCCAUAUGAGUGUGUGAGGCAUCAAAGGUGCGAUCUAAUUCCAUAGGAGCGGCGCACACCCUGCUGAAGAAGUUCCGACUUGUCACCCAGGAAGCAAUGACUUAUUCCUCUGCCCUGCUCUAGUCUGCUCACUACAAUUACCUUGGCAUCUGCCUGGCGCUAGUCCUCACACCCCAGCAUGGCAGAGUCCUCCACACCGGACCUCCGAGACAUAGAGCUCAAGCUGGGGCGGAAGGUGCCCGAGAGCCUGGCGAGGUCCCUGCGGGAGGAGCACUGUGACUGGAAGAAGGAUGCCACCGACUCUGGGUGCCCUCUCAGCCCUACCCAGUCCAGCACCAUUGACAGACUGGAAACUAAGCUGCAGCUUCUCAAGCAAGAUAUGAUCUUUCUUCGAGCUGCUGAUGUGAAAUUAAUGAGACAGCUGCUCAUCAUCAAUGAGAACAUUGAGUCUAUCAAGUAUAUGAUGGAGGAGAAGGACAUUGUCACCAGCCAGGGAAGCAGCCUGAGCGGGAGCCUUUGCAGUUUACUGGAGAGUCGGGAUAGUUCAUUGCAAGGGAGCUACACAAGUUUACAUGGCUAUAGCGAUGGAAUGGAUGAAAUAUCAGUGGGCAGUUACUUGGAUACACUAGGAGACAUUGUCCCUGGACAUUGUACCCCAGAUUUCGACCAAUGUAAUGAUGUACAACAAAACAGCGAAGACUACCAACCACUAUGUAAUGAUUCCAACCGUCAGUACGACGAGUAUUAUUGCUUUAGAUGAGACUUGCAAAUACUAUUUGUCCAUAUUGGACAACCAACUCACUUUUUUUUAAUUAUUGCAAUAGGUCAGAAAUAGAAAAGAGUUUUACAGGAACUUUGUUCUUUUUGCUACUGUUUUUCAACACAUGUCCAGUUGCUAUUUAUUAAACAACUUGAAGUUUGACAUAUUUUAUAAUGUUAUUGAUUAAAGACCGCAAUAUAAAUAAUCUAUGUUACGAUAAAUCAGGGAAAGGGUUAUGCAUUACCAUCAAACUGCCACGUCUUUAAAUGCUGUUUGUAACUGCAUUGUGUUUUCUGUCUUUAUUCAACAAAAUAAAGCACGG
Messenger RNA from Hyla sarda, 1607 nucleotides. It is a transcript of the gene LURAP1L, whose product is annotated as leucine rich adaptor protein 1 like. Gene Ontology annotation, biological process: positive regulation of canonical NF-kappaB signal transduction. The coding region runs from base 704 to 1285 and encodes 193 amino acids. The record is from RefSeq and is a predicted model, not a curated record. Lineage: Eukaryota; Metazoa; Chordata; Amphibia; Anura; Hylidae. The transcript has 2 exons.